AUGGACAUUGAAGCAAGAAACCGAUAUUGCGGCCUCUUGAUGUUCCCCGUCAAAGGACCUGGAUCAAAAGGCAACGACUUCAUAAUGAAUCAUUAUGAUGUUAACUCCUUUUCCGAUCAACCGGAGCCCUACUACAAGUCUCAGAGUGACUCACAGGAGACUUCCAUAGCUGCUGGAGCUGCCGCAGCCGGGGGCGAAGAGAACGGAAAAUCGUCGGGAUGCCAGAAGGGGCAGCAAACUGAGAAGCGUCCCCCGCGCCCCCCCAAUGCCUUCAUCUUGUACAGAAGGGAGAAACAACCGGCUAUUCUGGCCACCAACCGUCACCUCACGAACGCACAGAUAUCCCGAUACAUCGCCGACCUAUGGAAGAGCGAGUCAAACGAAACUCGCUUGGUAUGGGAGAGGCUCGCCGAUCAAACAAAAUUGGAACACAUGAAGGCCUACCCAAACUACGUCUACCGUCCAAACAAAAACAAGGGAAAGAAGAGGCCAGGGCGAAAGCAACCCGCCGCUUCCAACGACACCUCCAAGAGCCCGGUGAUGAAUCCUCAAGAAGAUUCAGUGGGUCCAGUUAGACCGUCGACCCGAGGGCAAAAUCGAUUAACCAUGGUUCCGAGGAGAAUUGAUUUGGAAAGUCAGACGACCGCCACGGAAUUUCAAUCAAUGGUUCCCGCCGUAACCACGACUCCGCCCUUGGAACCGGCAAACGAAAUUCCCCUCCUGAACCUGGAUUUCACAGAUGUUCCCACCACGGAACUGCUCACACCAAUCACCCCUCAACAACAACAGCAUUUCGAGAUAGGAUGGAAGGUGGUACCCACGCAGCCUGAACCUGAAACGAUUAAUCACCGAGAAAAUAUUUUGUUUCAACCAUUCACAUUUCACGAACCAACCAUCGAUCCCUCAAUUCUAUUCCUUAAUGAACAUGAUACCACCACAUCCAUCUACGACAAUCCAUCCGCCUAUUCACAAAACACCAUCGACGCCUCAUCCCUAAAGACCACCAGUGACUCUAGCUCCAGUGCUGGAUUUUCGGAAUUCCGGGACUCUUCGGUAAAUAACCCGGCGAUUGCCGAUAUCUUCGCAUUUGGAUAUUUUGGUGGCUCUGCAAAUCAUUUCAGCAACUCAAACUAUUAA
Acaulospora colombiana is the source of this 1137-nucleotide messenger RNA. The record is from the annotation of a GenBank genome assembly. NCBI's taxonomy places the organism in Eukaryota, Fungi, Glomeromycota, Glomeromycetes, Diversisporales, Acaulosporaceae.